AUGCUAACUUUGAUAAAGAGAACAAAAAAGCAAUUAGUAAUUAAACCAACACAAGGUAGUUGGAGAACCAGAGAUAUAGGUAGAACAAUAUGUAGUAUGAUAGGAGGAAAAGCUUUCAUGCAGUGUGCAAAGAUGUUAAAAUCCCUAGAUCUAAUAUUUAUCGAACAGCUCUUGGAUAUGCAGAGGAAGCAAAUGAUCACAUGGUAUUAUCUUAAACGAGUCAAGGAAAGAUCUAGUAAAGGAAAAGUUCCAAUCUGGUUUAAGUCAAUCGAGAAUCAGAUGAUCACUAACUUUGAUACAAGAGAGAUAAAGCAAGAUCUGCAAACAAGUAGCACAAACAAAUUAGCAUUAAUACCCCAAAGAGUGAAGGUCUCAGAAGACAAAUAUAAACUCGAUUGGAUACUAGUCAACAACAAAGAGAACGAGCCAGACAUUCGAAGAGUAAUUAGCAAGAGCAAAGAAGGAUUUCGCACAGAGAAGUGGUUAGUUAGCAAAGAAAAGAAAGAUAAAAUCAAAAUAGAUAAAGAAGCAAUUACAAAGCAAAAUAGUAGUUGGGUUCUUGAUAUAAUGCAAAGCUCACUUGAAGAAAUUAGAAAGAAUAAUAUUGAUCCAGAAAUAGCUAGUAGGAGGGAAAUAGGUAGAGGUUUAUAUAGUUUAGGAAUAUUGUGA
This is a messenger RNA of Dentiscutata erythropus, 669 nucleotides long. NCBI's taxonomy places the organism in Eukaryota, Fungi, Glomeromycota, Glomeromycetes, Diversisporales, Gigasporaceae. The record is from the annotation of a GenBank genome assembly.